CUGUGCAUGCGUACGACGGCUGUGCUGCAGUACCGGGCGUUCUGCUGAAGCUUUAACACAGAAAUACAAGUGUUUGCUGGGUCGGAUUAUGAAGAAACUCAACACAAAUUACACAUCGCACCGUAGAAGCGCUAGGCGGCGCCAGUGUGCCAUUAAAGCCCGUAAGACCAGCAGUCUGAGCGGGUCCAGUCUGGGAGAGUUCGAGAAGCUUCCAGCUGAAGUGUUCGGGCUCAUAUUACACCAGCUUUCAGCUGUUGAAGCCAGUAUUUUCAGCAUGGCAUCUAAACGCAUCAGUAGCUGCAUAGUGAGGCAUUUGUCUACUUCUGCCUGGAGGAAUCAGAUGAUUUCCAAGACGUUUCACUACACAUUACCCAAAACUGAAGACCUCAACACAAUACUUAAUUAUUUCAGCUCUCUUGGUUUACUGUGCAAGAGAUGCACCCUGUUACUACCAACCAAGGAAAGACUAAAGCUUAUUUAUAACACACUUUCACAGAUUCCCUGUUUCAUGAUUGAGAAAUGUGAUGCACUACCUUUGUGCCAAGGUUUUGUUUGCUACGGAGUGUUCUUGCAGACCUUUAUAGCUGGUUGGGAUGAGUUGGAAUGUCACCGGGUGUUUAACUUUUUGUGUAAAACCACACAACUUCAAUGGAAAAUAGAGGCAGCUGUUACAUGCAAGCCAGGUACUUGCCACAGGUUGGAGCUGGAGGUUCGCUUUUUCUGCAGAGGCGUCAUGUUUGACCAGUGGAAAAACAGAAGGGAUGCUCAUUUCUGGCUUACCUGCAUCCUCAGACCAUGGCCAAUCAUCAGCCAAGCUCGUCUACUCUUUAUCCUCUUUGGCCCCUUGCAGUCUGAUGGGAAGCUGGGCUGGCAGGAUGUGCAGGAUGGUGCAGUAGUGCAUAGUGCUGUAAAGGAUUUGGCCAUGGCAAUCAUCCUCCUUUAUGAAAACACUGAUGAUAAAAGUUGGAGCACUGACACAGUUCUUGCCAUAAUGAAUGAGAUUAUUGUCAUUCCACAGCCAUGGCAUAUUGAGAAUGUGGCACGCCUGCUCAUCCUGUGUGGAAACAAUAUUUGCUACAGUGUGCUGGCUAGCAAGGCCAUCAAUGGCAGGCUAUUUGAAGUCUCCCGACUCAUGAUUUUUCUUAUUCUGGUGAGUGAAAAGGAUGGAUACUGCAUGAACUGGGUGGUUAAGAUGACUCAGCAGGUGUGUGGGGUUUUCUCAGUGGCAUUGGAGAAGCGGUCCUUCAUUAACACAAUGGAGAAUAUGUUUUCUGAAUUUACAAUGGAACUUGUUGAGUUUGUAAUCGCAGGACACCAAAAUGAAGAGAUGGACACUGCGUUAAGAAGUUUAAACAGCCUCUUGAUUGCAAAAGCCCAUUUUCACACAGAACUUGUGUUUUUAUUCCUCAAGGAAAAGUAA
Clarias gariepinus (North African catfish) is the source of this 1420-nucleotide messenger RNA. RefSeq names its product F-box only protein 47-like. The record is from RefSeq and is a predicted model, not a curated record. The coding region runs from base 89 to 1420 and encodes 443 amino acids. The transcript is spliced from 11 exons. NCBI's taxonomy places the organism in Eukaryota, Metazoa, Chordata, Actinopteri, Siluriformes, Clariidae.